GCGCUUGGCGAGGUGGUCCACGCGGAGGACGCCGUCGCGCGGGUCGGGCGCGAGGGCGUCGCCGCGCCGGCCGCGCUUGCCCUUGCGGCUCCCGCCGCGCGCCGCGUCGCGCUUCUCCUUGGGCGCGACGACGCCGCUCUCGCGGCGCUCCGCGAGGCGCUUGCGCUCGCGCGCGUCCUCGGCGCGGCGGAUGCCCAGCACCAUCUUGAACGGCAUCUUGGGGUUCCGCGGCGCCUUGCAGCCGAGCGCCGCGAGGCGCGCGUCGUCGCGGAUCUUCCGCUGGCGCUUGUCGAGGCCCGUCGCGCCGAGGUCGAAGACGUCGCGCUUGGCCGCGCGCAGCGACAGCGGCGCGGGGGCCGCGGCCGCGCGCGGGCCCCGGUCCGGUUUCCGCCGCGCGGGCGCCUUCCUCUUCGUCUUCGCGGGGGCGUUGCCGCUGCGCGAGUAGGCCAUGCCCGGCAGCGCGACGACCUCGGCCAUGGUUUGCGCUUGCAGCCCGCGAUGCGUUCGAGCGUGCUUGCAGCCGCGACGCGUUCAGCGCGCUUGCAGCUCGCGACGCGUUUGCAGCUACAGCCUGGCGAGGAGUCCAGCACAAGCAAUGCGUCCGAUCUCGUCGCAGCAACAGCACGGACGCACGCAGGAGGGCACGUACAAUCACUGCCACUCUACGAUAAGCGACAAUGCGUCCAGAGGGCGACCAAUUAGGCCAGGCUCAGGCUCA
Molecule: messenger RNA, 718 nt
Organism: Pelagomonas calceolata
Lineage: Eukaryota; Pelagophyceae; Pelagomonadales; Pelagomonadaceae
Source: the annotation of a GenBank genome assembly